CGGCUGGUGUAAAACGAGAGUUACGGGAAUGUAAUUUCAAUGUUUUAUGAAAUUUGAUGUUUUUAAAGAUUAUUAACCAUAAUAAAAUAUGCAUUUUCAUUUUGCAUACCUAUUUUUUUAAAAUUUUAUAUAGUAUACAUGAAUUAGGGCCCCGAUUUAAGUUUUUGCCCCAGGCCACCGAAAUCUAAGAAACGGGCCUGCAUAUUACCACAAAAAAUGGAAACGAAUUUUGGAAAAUUAUUUCAGGAAUUUUACCCUACACCCUAGUGUAGGGUGUGUUGCCUACACCCCCCCUAUGCUACGUCGUUUUGUAGCUGGUAUUGAGUUCUCAUGUGCAGCUUCUUUCCUUUUGCGAUUCUUUCCUUUUUUUUUUCCUUUUUUUCUUUUUUUCUUUUCUUCCUCUUUUUUCCUUUUUUCUUUGUUUCUUAUUAUUCAAUUUAUGUAUAUAUAUGAUUUUAAACCCUAUUUUUUCUCUCUCUUCAAUUGAUCAACCUCCAUUUUUGAUCUACAUUUUUCUCUCGCUACUUCAUCUUCUUCAUUUGAUUUUUUGAACGAACUCGUUAAUUGUUACCGAUCAUCAAUGGCGAAUUCUGCAUCUGGAGAUUGCGUUGAUUUUGAUCGUGAUUGCGAGCGUGUGUUUCCUUCUGGACUUCGUUUGGUUGAUUCGUUUGUGCAACAAUUGGAAAAAAAUGAUGAUAUUAUGUAUUUAGAAGCAGAACAGUCUGAAUUAAAGGAUAAAGAAUUUAAAUCUGAAGAUGAAGCUUUCGAAGCGUAUAAUGAAUAUGCUUUUAGGAAAGGUUUUGGAAUUCGAAUUGGGAAGAGUAAGAGAAGAAGAGAUGAUUCUUUUUUGAUGAAAAGAUUUGUUUGUUGUAAUGAGGGAUUCAAAGAUAAUAAGUGUAAGAAUAAAAGGAUUUAUGAGAAGUUGGAUCAUCGAACUGGUUGUUUAGCUUUUGUGCAGUUUCAUAUUGAUCAUUUAGGGGUCUAUACAUGUACAAGACAUGAAAUGGUUCAUAAUCAUGCUAUGAUUCCUCCUGAAAAAAGGCAUUUGAUAAGGUCUCAAAGAGAUGUGAAUAAAGAGCAGCUUCUUUUCAUUUCAACAAUGAAAUUGAGUGGAGUCAAAGUUACUGAUUCUUUGAGGGUUCUAAAGAAGGAGGUUGGGGGAUCUCCUAAUCUUUGUUUUACUGCUUCUGAUGCUUAUAAUGCAUUGUCAUCUGAAAAAGCUGCCCAAAUUGAAGGAUGUGAUAGUAACCAAUUGAUUAAAUAUUUUGCCAAGAGACAUGUGGAUGAGGCAGAUUUUUAUUAUGAUUUUGAACAAGAUGAUAGUGGUGCUUUAGUUAGUUUUUUUUUUGGCGUGAUGGUAGGAUGAUGAGAGAUUAUCAUUACUUUGGAGAUUUGUUGGUUUUUGAUACAACUUAUAGAACUAAUAAAUAUGGAAUGAUAUGUGCUCCAUUUGUUGGGAUUAACCAUCAUGGUAACAAUGUCAUGUUUGGUAUGGGUUUUAUUAUUAAUGAGCGCACCGAGUCUUUUGAUUGGUUGUUUGAUACAUUUUUGCACUCAAUGGGGAGGAAAAGUCCCAUUACAAUUAUGACUGAUCAAGCACAAGCGAUUGCAGCGGGUAUAA
Molecule: messenger RNA, 1621 nt
Organism: Chenopodium quinoa (quinoa)
Lineage: Eukaryota; Viridiplantae; Streptophyta; Magnoliopsida; Caryophyllales; Amaranthaceae
Product: protein FAR1-RELATED SEQUENCE 5-like
Exons: 2
Coding region: 581-1366 (261 amino acids)
Source: RefSeq, a predicted model, not a curated record